Messenger RNA from Portunus trituberculatus (swimming crab), 3052 nucleotides. Its product is annotated as cytochrome P450 2L1-like. The transcript has 13 exons. Gene Ontology annotation, molecular function: oxidoreductase activity, acting on paired donors, with incorporation or reduction of molecular oxygen, reduced flavin or flavoprotein as one donor, and incorporation of one atom of oxygen; heme binding; iron ion binding. Bases 948 to 2456 code for a protein of 502 amino acids. The record is from RefSeq and is a predicted model, not a curated record. NCBI's taxonomy places the organism in Eukaryota, Metazoa, Arthropoda, Malacostraca, Decapoda, Portunidae. Gene Ontology annotation, biological process: xenobiotic metabolic process. Gene Ontology annotation, cellular component: intracellular membrane-bounded organelle; cytoplasm.
UACCCACUUAUAAAAAAUAAAUAAAAAAAAACAGUCAACACAAUUUCUUUGUUUUCUAUGGGCGAGCGAGUGGAUCUGUCGGUGACCAGUUAUUAACUGCCUUUUGUGAUACUUAUCAAAGCGAAUACAAGUUGUUAUAUUAAGGAACCAGUUAUUAUUGAUGUCAGACACUUCCUAUGAAACUUUUAAUUGACUGAAUGAGUUUACUUUCUUCACACAGAUAUAAACAAACAAAAGAUAAAGAUUUAGAGAGAAUUUCAAUGUAUCUACUCCGAAAGAAAAUAUAAUUAUUGCGGCUGCAAAUCAGAAUGACCUCACCUCCACCGACAACUCAUUUACUUCUUUUUCAGUUCGUUUGCAUUUCACUGCAAGGGUGAAAGUAACACCCUUACAAAUCACUUCACUAAAUCGGGAAGAGCUAAAACAUGCACGCCACUCACGGUCAGCUAGUGAAUGUGGUGAAGUGUUGUCACGGACUCAGGACAGGAGCGUACCUAUUAUUCAGAGACAGCCAUAAAGUUCUUGCCACUCACCGAUGGUGCGACGCAGUGACUGACUGUUGAUAGUGUCAUGGUGAUACUAUAGAUACACCCCUCAGGGCAGAUGCCGCAUCUCUCCACCACGUCAUCUGAGAGGACCCUCAGUACUGGGAACACCCUGACCAGUUCAGGCUGGAGCAUUUCCUGGACGAGCAGGGCAACUUUGCGUCCCAGAAAGAAGGUUUCCUGCCCUUCGGCACAGGACGCCGGAGCUGCCUGGGCGAAUCUCUGACCAGGAUGGAACUGUUCCUUUUCUCCUCUGCUCUGCUCCAGAACUUCACGUUUUCUGCUCCCGAGGGCUGUGAGGUGAACCUUGAAGAAGACCCCAGAUUGCCAUCAAUACGACUGGCCCCUGACCAAAACAUUGUCAUCACGCCAAGGACGAAAAAGGACUGAUUGAGGCCUUUCAUGUUGUGGAUUCCCUUCGAAGAUCGAAUUGUCACCAUGUGGCUCGAGCUGUUCAUUUUCGCCCUGCUGGUGCUGCUUCUGCGGUACUACUUCACCAGGCCGUCGGGCAUGCCUCCAGGACCGAUGGUGAUUCCUUACCUAGGGAAUUUGUCACUCCUGAAGAUUUCCAUGAUCGAGACUUUAAGGAAGAAAUACGGCGACAUAUUCAAGACUGAAUUGGGAGCUAACAAAUUUAUUUUCCUGUGCAACUAUAAGCUCAUCAAGGAAGCCAUGUCAAGGGCUGAGCUGUCGGAUCGUCCCAAAAUUGAUUUGGGUUUGAUAAUAUCUGAUGGAGUUCCAGCAGGUGUCAUCAUGACCAACGGGAAACACUGGCAAAAUGCUCGACGGUUUCUGCUGCGUAACCUGCGGGAUCUCGGGAUGGGCAAGACCUACCUAGAGGACGCCAUUCAGCGAGAGGCGCAGUUGCUGGUGGAGGAUUUCAAGACACUCUCUGGGUCUCCUACCCUCUUUCCCAAAUCUCUCAAUGUCGCCGUCCUUAAUGUAGUGUGGCAGAUGGUUGCAAGCACCAGAUACGACAUGGACGACGAAAGAGUUCUGUCUUUCAUCAAUAUAAUACGGUCAUUGGAUGCUACGUUUAUAGUGGUAAUUCUUGAGUUCUUCCCGAUCAUCAAAACAAUCAUACCAGACUUCAUAAAGAAGAGAUUAGCGAUAUACAAGACAACGGCGAAGAUGAGAAAAGAAGCAAAUGCACUCGUACAGGACUUGAAAGCAACACACCGCGCCAAGCUGGACCCUGACAACCCAAGAGACGUGAUCGACGAGUACCUCAUCGCCAUGGACAAUAAGAGUGACAUUGCUGAAUACUUUAGUGAAUUGGACUUAGUGUCUGUAACCUUCGACUUGUUUAAUGCCGGGUUCGACACCACCUCCAAUAUGCUGCGCUGGAUCAUCCUCUACAUGAUCAAAUACCCCGAAGUGCAGCGGCGCGUCCAGGAGCAGAUUGACGAGGUGGUGCCCCGCGACGCCUUGCCCUCCUACCACCACAAACCCAACCUGCCUCUGGUGGAGGCCAUGAUACACGAAGCUCUGCGCGUUUCUUCUAUGGCAGCCCUAGGUGUGGAACGCUCCCCAAACAGAGACAUUGAAGUAGGGGGCUACCUCAUCCCCAAGGGAAGCUUUGUGUUCGCGGCGGCCAUCUGUUGCCACCACGACCCUCAGUACUGGGAACAUCCUGACCAGUUCAGACUGGAGCACUUCCUGGACGAGCAGGGCAACUUUGCGUCCCAUAAAGAAGGUUUCCUGCCCUUCGGCACAGGACGCAGGAGCUGCCUGGGUGAAUCUCUGGCCAGGAUGGAGCUGUUCCUCUUCUCUUCCGCUCUGUUUCAGAACUUCACCUUUUCUGCCCCAGAGGGUUGCGAGGUGAACCUCAAGGAAAACUCUAGAUUGCCUACAAUACGCAUGUCCAUCGACCAAAACAUUGUCAUCACGCCAAGGAUGAAUGAGAGCUGAUUGAGGGCACUCCUGUGCACUCUCUUAGGGGCUCGAGUAGGAGGCGCCUCUGUACCUCUGCUCUGCCACCAAUUUCGUAAUCAAUCAAUUCAUCAUAAUAAUUUCGUAAUUUCGUAAUAUAUUGAAAACCACCUUUGUUUGAAAUAAUUCUGUCAAGAUUAGAGUAACUACAGACAAAGAAUUCCAAUAACUGUGUUGCAAUGCACUCCUGAUUUUAGAAGGUCCUCAAUGUUUUUGUUUUUUUCUUCUUAGUAAAGAAUAGAUGCACAUGCUAGAAAAUUGUACAAAAUAGACGAGAUAAGUAGUAUUAUGUAGAAUGUUGUCAUAGGUAUGCAUCUUAUUCAGCAUGUGUGUUUAAUUUUUCGUCGUCGAUGUGAGAUGGUUUUCAGUGAUCAACACAAAGUUGUUUUCGCUGAAGAAGAGCAAAGUGCUGAAAGCAAAGGACUGGUUUUUAGUAUUUUAUUUAAGCACGAACCAGGCACAUCCUUUAAAAAUACCCUCGUGAAUCGGCAUAUUCUUCCCUCUCUCUCUCUCUCUCUCUCUCUCUCUCUCUCUCUCUCUCUCUCUCUCUCUCUCUCUCUCUCUCUCUCUCUCUC